Molecule: messenger RNA, 1380 nt
Organism: Pisolithus orientalis
Lineage: Eukaryota; Fungi; Basidiomycota; Agaricomycetes; Boletales; Pisolithaceae
Product: pyridine nucleotide disulfide oxidoreductase-like protein
Exons: 5
Coding region: 16-1380 (454 amino acids)
Cellular component (GO): mitochondrion
Molecular function (GO): (S)-2-hydroxy-acid oxidase activity; (S)-2-hydroxyglutarate dehydrogenase activity
Source: RefSeq, a predicted model, not a curated record
AGUGGUGCGCACUUCAUGUCUGCUUCACGAAUACGCGGUUUGACUGCCGCAUUGAAUUCGGCAGGAAAGCACAAGUACAAGAGUCCCGACGGAGCUGUUGACUUUCUGGUUGUCGGAGGUGGCGUCGUGGGCUUGGCUGUUGCCCAGAGAUUGGUGGAACGCUUUCCGGACAAGUCCACAUAUCUUGUUGAAAGACACGGGGGUGCCGGGGAAGAGACAAGCUCCCGCAACUCAGAAGUUAUACAUGCGGGACUUUAUUAUCCAGCGGAUUCACUCAAGACACAGCUAUGCCUGCGGGGCAGACAUCUCAUGUAUGACCGAUGUCAGCGCCAUAAUAUCCCACAUUUGAAGACAGGAAAACUCGUAGUCGCACACGAGGGUCAACGCCCAUACGUAGAAGGCCUUUACGAGAAGUCCCGUCAACUUGGGUGGCCAAAACACUUCACACAACACUCCCGCAAUGGUGCAGUCCUUCCUACCAGACUUAUCACUGGGGACGAAGCCCGCGUGCUAGAACCUGACCUCUCCAAAGACAUAACCACCGCCCUUUGGAGCCCAGAAACUGGCAUCGUAGACUCCCAUGCGCUCAUGGAAAGCCUCGAGAAAGAUAUUACGGAGUCGACAGGGGGCGAACUUGUGUAUUCCACACGUGUGGUCCGCGUCGACCCCCACAACAAGAGGGAGGUGUCGUCUGCAUCGACCAGUGCACAAGAUGGCUGGGUUGUACAAACCACGACGGGUGACGCACGAGAUGGAGACGCGCUCUUCGCGAAAACCCUUAUCAACGCGUCAGGCCUAUCAGCCACCCUCAUACUGAACUCACUUCUCUUCGAAUCUUCCCGCAUUCCAAUGUACUUUGCCCGUGGGUCAUACGCAGCGUACAGGGGUCCGGGUGUGUCGAACAUUAAACACCUCAUAUACCCUUGCGCACAGACUGGACCGAACAUACAUGCAUUCCAAUCCCUCGGAACUCAUCUCACCCUGGAUAUGCGUGGCAAUGUACGCUUCGGACCAGACUUGGAGUGGAUAUCACCACCGUCCAGUUCGGCCGACGAUGUUUCUGACGAAGCCCACGCAGACUUCUGGACCAAAUAUCUGGUACCAGACGAAUCCAGGCUAGAGGACAUGCAUGGUGCGGUGACCAAGUAUUUGCCGAAUGUCCAGAAGAAGAAUUUCAGGCCGGACUACGUUGGCAUCCGUCCUAAGCUCGUGGUUUCAGGAUUUCAAGACUUUGUCAUCCGCAAAGACUAUGCGGACGGCAUCGGCAGCGGAUUGAUGGUCAGUCUGAUGGGUAUUGAGAGUCCAGGUCUCACCUCCUGCCUGGCCAUUGCAGAGCAUGUGACCGAGGACAUCAUUGCCCGGGAGCAAAACGACUCGUAG